Pyrus x bretschneideri (Chinese white pear) is the source of this 1813-nucleotide messenger RNA. Its product is annotated as beta-catenin-like protein 1. The transcript has 8 exons. The coding region runs from base 15 to 1583 and encodes 522 amino acids. Lineage: Eukaryota; Viridiplantae; Streptophyta; Magnoliopsida; Rosales; Rosaceae. Gene Ontology annotation, cellular component: spliceosomal complex. The record is from RefSeq and is a predicted model, not a curated record.
GUGACGGAAACGCUAUGGAAGUUGUCGACGGUCGGAACCCCAAUGUCAAACGCAAGCGAGAGGGCGUCGUCCCGAACGGCGACAUCGACCUGGCCCUGCUGGAGGCAGUAGAGAAAUCCCAAAACGCCGUAGAAGCCCUAGACAUCCGAAACCUAAAGAAGCUGGUGCUGUCCUUCGAGCGGCGUCUCAAGGACAACAUCGGAGCCAGACUCAAGUACCCGGACCAACCCGACCGCUUCGCCGACUCCGAGGUCGAACUCCACGACGAACUCCAGAAGCUCAAGGUCCUCGCUGGAGCUCCGGAGCUCUACCCGGAACUCGUCUCCCUCAACACCGUCCCUUCCAUCCUCAACCUCCUUGGCCACGACAACACCGACAUUGCAAUCGACGUCGUCCAAUUGCUUCAGGACUUAACCGACGAGGACGUUUUUGACGAGAACGACGAGCCCGCUAGGGUUCUCGUCGAUGCCCUCGUCGACAACAAUGUUCUCGAAUUGUUGGUUCAGAAUCUGCACCGGUUGAACGACUCGGACCCCGAUGAGAGCGCCGCCGUGCACAGCACUCUCGCCACCAUCGAGAAUUUGAUGGAGGUGAAGCCGGCGGUGGCGGAGAUGGUGUGCGAGAGAACAAAGCUGCUCAAAUGGUUGAUGGGGAAGAUUAAGGUGAGAGAGUUUGACGGGAACAAGCAGUAUGCAUCGGAGAUAUUGGCUAUAAUGUUGCAGACCAGUGUUCCCAAUCAGAAGAGGUUGGGGCAGAUGAACGGUGUGGAUGUGUUGCUUCAGGCGGUGGCUAUGUACAAGUCGAAGGACCCCAAAAGCUCCGAGGAGGCCGAGAUGUUAGAGAAUUUGUUUGAUUGUUUGUGCUGUUUGUUGAUGCCCUUGGAAAACAAGGAGAGGUUUGUCAAGGCUGAAGGUGUGGAGUUAAUGAUUAUUAUCAUGAAGCAAAAGAAGUCUGCUUAUGGCUCGGCCAUAAGGGCGCUCGAUUUUGCCAUGACCAAGUACCCACCGGCCUGUGAACGUUUCAUUGAUGUUUUGGGGUUGAAGACGGCCUUUGCAGCUUUUAUGGGUAAGAUUCCAAUUAAUAAGAAAAACAAGAAGGAGCGUUACAACGAGGAGCUGGAGGAGCGCGUUGUGUCUCUAAUUGCAUCAUUAUUUGGUGGAAUUUUGAGGGGCUCUAGAAGGGAGAGAUUGUUAAGCAAGUUUGUUGAAAAUGAGUGUGAAAAGAUAGACCGGCUUAUGGAACUUUAUAUGAGAUAUUCAGAUAGAGUUAACGCCGAAACUGAACGAAUGGAUCGGCUUGAACUCGAUGAUUUAGAGAUGGAUGAAGAGGAAAAAUACAACCGGAAGUUGGAAUCUGGACUUUAUACUCUUCAGUUGAUUGCUGUUAUUCUGGGUCAUCUUUGGUGCUCUGAGCACCCUCAAAUGAGAGCAAGAAUUGAAUUACUACUCAAGCAGCAAAAACUGACGAAGAAGGAUAUUAAGGAUAUACUUCAGGAAUAUCAGGAAAACAUUGGUGAUGUUGAUGGACCUGAAGAAAUGGAGCGAUCGCAGGCAAGGAUUCAAAGGUUCAUCUCAGCAUUCUGAUUGUUUAAAUGAUCUGUUAGAGGCCUAUCGAGCUAUGUUUGCGGAAAGUGAAAGUGCGAAGUCGUGGUUGUAUUAGUAGUUGAGAAGUGAUGAUGUAGAGGAUCUUGUCUGUAACUUUUUAAGUUUCAACAGGAUAAGGUGAUAAUGUUUAUUUUUGGGACCUGUUUCUUGUAAAACAAAGCUGUGGAAAUUGGACUUGAUUUAAAGAAAGCUGCAUUUUUUACUGCUCA